AUGUCUUUGAAAAAUGCACUUACUCGACUAAAACAAAUACCAGCAGUUCAGCAACAGUUCAAUGUAUUCACUAGUUUGAAUCAAGCAGCGGAAGAACAGUUGAAAGGAGGCAAUUUGGAUAAGCAAAACAGCGAUGCACCGCUUCAGAACCUGUUAUGCGCGAUCAAGGACAAUAUUGUCACCAAGGAUCUACCAACAACCUGUGCAUCCAAGAUGUUGGUCAAUUAUAUGUCCCCCUACAAUGCCACGGUGGUAGAGCUUUUGGCAGUAGCCGGAGCCGUAAAUGUGGGAAAAACCAACCUUGACGAGUUUGGAAUGGGUUCUGGGGGUACGAAAUCACAUUUUGGACCAACUAAAAACCCAUUAUUUCCAGGUAAAGAUGUGAUCGCCGGAGGAUCAUCAUCAGGAUCUGCUGCUGCAGUCGCAGCAGACGUCGCAGAUUUCGCUUUAGGAACAGAUACUGGAGGCUCGGUCAGACUUCCAGCAUCCUAUACAUCGGUAUUAGGAUUCAAACCAUCUUACGGUAGAAUUUCAAGACAUGGAGUCAUCGCUUAUGCUCAAAGUUUUGAUACUGUCGGGAUCUUGUCGAAAAAUAUCGGUGUGAUUGACAAAGUGUUCAAAGUCUUGGACAAAAGCGACUCAAAGGAUCCAACCUGUCUUGAUGAAGACUCACGGGCGAAACUGCGGUCUGUAGUUCCGCAACAACGCAAAAAUAAACUCAGAAUAGGCAUACCGCGAGAGUUUACACCUGAAGGUGUUCAUUCAAGUUCUGUAAAAAGGUUUCUCGCGGUGGUGGAGCGUUUGAUUGCCAAGGGGCAUGAAUUUUACCCAGUAUCGCUACCUGACAUUAAACAUUCUCUUCCAAUCUACUAUACUUUGGCUCCAGCUGAAGCAGCGUCGAAUUUGGCCAGAUAUGACGGUAUAAGAUAUGGUUUCAGAAAUGAUACGAAAGACUCCAUUGAUAAUGUCUUAUUUGCUCCGACACGAGAAAAUCUAGGGUCCGAGGUCAAGACCAGAGUCGUUUUGGGUAACUACAAUCUGUGCUCGGAAUUCGUCGAUAACCAUUACAUCAAAGCACAAAAACUACGAGUAGAAAUGAUAGAUGAGUUUGACAGUAUAUUCGCACUUCCAAAUGUUCUGACAGGAUCCAAUGGUGCCAAAAAUGGUGUUGAUAUUCUCCUUUCAUUGGCUGCGAUUAGCGAACCAACAACCUUAAAUGCUUACGAGACAGGAGACUCCCGAAGUCCGAUUAACUCUUACGUUAAUGAUAUUUUUACGACGCCAAUGUCCCUCGCUGGGCUUCCAAGCAUUUCAGUCCCAGCUGGAGAAUUGGACAAACCCAUUGGUGUCCAAAUCACAGGCCAAUACGGUGAUGAUCAGACAGUUAUCAAUGCAGUGAAAGAAUUGCUCUAA
Molecule: messenger RNA, 1413 nt
Organism: Lachancea lanzarotensis
Lineage: Eukaryota; Fungi; Ascomycota; Saccharomycetes; Saccharomycetales; Saccharomycetaceae
Gene: HER2
Product: LALA0S10e00782g1_1
Exons: 1
Coding region: 1-1413 (470 amino acids)
Biological process (GO): glutaminyl-tRNAGln biosynthesis via transamidation; mitochondrial translation
Cellular component (GO): glutamyl-tRNA(Gln) amidotransferase complex; mitochondrion
Molecular function (GO): glutaminyl-tRNA synthase (glutamine-hydrolyzing) activity
Source: RefSeq, a predicted model, not a curated record